AUGAUGGACGCAGAGAGGUGUGGGGCCAGGGGCAGAGGGGUGAAGAGGAGCCUGGAGCCGGUGUGGGCAAGCCAGCAGCGAGACCUCUGUGGUGAGGGCAAUGCCCCCGGGCGCAGGGGGAUUGCUGAGCGGGCGGGCAGCUCCUCUCUGCAGCUGGCCGGGAGGACAGGCGACAGUCACAUACAGAGCCAGGGACGGCGAGGUGCCUGCGAGGCUCCACGUCGAAGUCAGGCUCUGGGAGUGGAAAACAGAAUGCAAGAGAUGAUCUAA
Rangifer tarandus platyrhynchus (Svalbard reindeer) is the source of this 270-nucleotide messenger RNA. The record is from the annotation of a GenBank genome assembly. Lineage: Eukaryota; Metazoa; Chordata; Mammalia; Artiodactyla; Cervidae.